This is a messenger RNA of Hippocampus zosterae (dwarf seahorse), 1847 nucleotides long. It is a transcript of the gene dapk3, whose product is annotated as death-associated protein kinase 3. The transcript is spliced from 8 exons. Gene Ontology annotation, biological process: intracellular signal transduction; positive regulation of apoptotic process; protein phosphorylation. The record is from RefSeq and is a predicted model, not a curated record. NCBI's taxonomy places the organism in Eukaryota, Metazoa, Chordata, Actinopteri, Syngnathiformes, Syngnathidae. Bases 81 to 1439 code for a protein of 452 amino acids. Gene Ontology annotation, molecular function: protein serine/threonine kinase activity; ATP binding. Gene Ontology annotation, cellular component: nucleus; cytoplasm.
UAUGUAAUCACCUCUAUGCAGGGUAACACACACACAAAGAAAGGCAGCCGGGCCAGCAGCAUUGGUGUAGCGGACACGUCAUGGCUGGCUUCAGGCAAGAGGAUGUGGAGCUGCACUAUGAGAUGGGAGAGGAGCUGGGCAGCGGUCAGUUUGCCAUUGUGCGCAAGUGCAAGGAGAAGAGCUCGGGCUGCGAGUAUGCCGCCAAGUUCAUCAAGAAGCGCCGCCUGUCGUCAAGCCGGCGGGGCGUGAGCCGCGAGGAGAUCGAGCGCGAGGUCAACAUCCUGCGUGAGAUCCAGCACAGUAACAUCAUAACGCUGCACGACAUCUUCGAGAAUAAGACGGAUGUCAUCCUCAUCCUGGAGCUGGUGUCCGGCGGUGAGCUCUUUGACUUUCUCGCCGAGAAGGAGUCUCUGAGCGAGGAGGAAGCCACGCAGUUCCUCAAGCAGAUCUUAGACGGUGUGCACUACCUGCACUCCAAGCGCAUCGCACACUUCGACCUCAAGCCCGAGAACAUAAUGCUGCUGGACAAGAAUGUUCCCAAUCCCAGGAUAAAGCUCAUCGACUUUGGCAUCGCCCAUCAGAUCAAAGCCGGCAAUGAGUUCAAGAACAUUUUCGGAACGCCCGAGUUCGUAGCUCCAGAAAUAGUCAAUUAUGAACCGCUGGGACUGGAGGCCGACAUGUGGAGUAUCGGCGUCAUCACGUACAUUUUGUUGAGCGGCGCUUCUCCGUUUCUGGGUGAGACCAAGCAGGAGACGCUGACCAACAUCUCAGCCGUCAACUACGACUUUGACGAGGAAUACUUCAGCAACACCAGCGAAUUGGCCAAAGAUUUCAUACGACGCCUGCUGGUCAAAGAUCCCAAGAAGAGAAUGACCAUUGAUGACAGUCUUCAACAUCCGUGGAUUAAGGUGAUCAAGCGGCGCAACGUGCGCCAGGAGGACCACGAGCACAAGCCGGAGCGGCGGCGUCUGAAGACCACGCGUCUGAAGGAGUACACCAUCAAGUCGCACUCCAGCAUGCCGCCCAACAACACCUACGUCAACUUCGAGCGCUUCUCGCAGGUCCUGGAGGAAAUCGCGGCGGCCGAGCAGGGCCUGCGCCAGCUGGAGCGCAACCGGCGCUCUUGCCGGGACGACGUGGCCGCGCUUCUGUCCAUCUACGAGGAAAAGGAGGGCUGGUACAAGGAGGAGAGCCGCGGCAUCUCGGGCCAGCUGGGCACCGUUCGCCAGGAGCUGCAGCGCACGCAGGCGCAGCGCAAGAAGAGCCAGGAGGAUGCGCGCGGAACCGCGCAGGCCGCUGGCGCGCUCAAGCGCAAGUUCGGACGCCUGGAGAACCGCUACGAGGCUCUGGCCGAGCAGGUGGCGCACGAGGUGCGCUGGGUGGAAGAGCUGGUGCGCUCAAUCGCCGUAGACAAGGACCGGCAAGAGAGCGCACCUUGAGCUUGCGCUUCGAUGCACUCCUCGCCUUUAAUUUAUUGUUUUACACUUCUUUUUACGGACUGCCCUUUUUAUUCUCAUUUUCCAUUUUUAUGAGCAUCAGCCUUCACUGUCAGCUAUGCAGUGUCUCUGUGCUCACAUGGCCUCACCAACAAGAACUGGAACCAUUUUUUUUUUUUGGUCAUCUUGGCGCACCUCAAACAUUCCAUUUUUUGUUGUUGUUUUUUAACACAUUCCCCACAUUGUAUUGAACACUUUCAGUGAAGUCCCCCCCCCCAACCCACCAUGUACUCGUUGGCACUUAAGAUUAGAGCAACGUUUCAAAAUAUAUAUAUAUACUUUUUUUGUAUAUGUGUAAACAAGCUGACAUCGUUUGACAGCUUUUUCCAAAUAAAACAUUUUUCCUGUAAA